GUGUAGAACUCAUCAGCCGCAGCACACACACCUUUCCUCAGAGCUGAAUACUGGACUGCAGCCAUGAUUGAGAAGGGUCUGUUUGGGUUCCGGUUCGGUCUGCUGGCUUUCUUCUUCCUGGUCCUGCCCGGUCUGGCUCAGGACCACGAUCCAGCGCAGUGCCUCGUUUCUGGGAACUACAAGCUGAUCCGGGUGCCAGAAAGCAAGGGCGAGAUGAGCUGCCGGCAGGAUUGUGUAGCAGAACCGGACUGCCACAUGGCCGUGGUGUCCACUCCGCUCCACGGCCCCGCCGAGUGUCUGCUGGUGGACUGUCGGAACCAGAGAAGGCUCUCAAUGCCCCGAGACCCGAGCUCCAGCAUCGCCGUGUACCCCAAGAGCAGCGACGAAGUCCUCCAGUGUCGUGACGUUGAGGACAGGACUUCCUUCAGCAGCUGCCGGAUCGGGACUCCCAGAUUCUUCUACAACAGAACCAGCUACAGGUGUGAGCGGUUCUUCAGCGGCUGUGGGUCCAGCAGGAACUCCUUCUCUAGCCAGGAGGGCUGUGAAGCGCUCUGCAGUGAAAAGUAUCUCUGUUAUCGGCCCAUGGAGCAUGGCCAAAGACCUCCAUCCCCCUUCAUCAACGGCCUGCCCCCUGGACCGGAAGUCCUCCCUCCUAACUUCUUCUUCUACAACGUGUCGAGCUGGAGGUGUGAGGACUUUUACUUCAAAGGCAGCAUGUCUAACGGGAACAUAUUCCGCUCAGAGGAGCAGUGUGAAGGCCUCUGUGGGGGUGUUGGAGCUACUACAACCACUCAACCUGCUGUGGAUUCAGCUACUACAACCAGUGGACCUGCUGUGGAUUCAGCUACUACAACCAGUGGACCUGCUGUGGAUUCAGCUACUACAACCACUCAACCUGCUGUGGAUUCAGCUACUACAACCACUCAACCUGCUGUGGAACCAGCUACUACAACCAGUGGACCUGCUGUGGAUUCAGCUACUACAACCAGUGGACCUGCUGUGGAUUCAGCUACUACAACCACUCAACCUGCUGUGGAUUCAGCUACUACAACCACUCAACCUGCUGUGGAACCAGCUACUACAACCAGUGGACCUGCUGUGGAACCACCCAAUCAGAUCCGUGUUAUUAUAAUCUUUGUCUUCAUCAUCAUCAUCAUCAUCAUCAUUGUCGGGGGAUUCCUCUGCAUCCAGAAGAAUAGCAAAGAACAGCGUCCAUCUUCCCACAGGUACAGGAAGCUGUCAGAUGAACCAGUUUGCUGACACUAGCAUGGGGUUGUUAGCCUGCUGAUGUUAGCAUGCUGAUGCUAGCUUGCUGACACUAACUUGCUGAUGUUAGCAUGCUGAUGCUAGCAUGGCUGUCACUGUGGGUUUGUUUCUGUAUUUAAACUCAGUUUAUCAAUGAAAACAUCAAUACUUCUGAAUAAGUAACUUUUCAUCAUUUGUUUAUGAUUUUGUGAUAGUUAUUUAAAAUCAUGUGAUUCUGUAAUUUUGGGUACAAUUCGUGAAUAUCAUAAUUUUAUGGAGAUUUCUUAGGGUUUAGUUUGUUACAGAGGACGAAUCAUACAAAUAUCAUAUUUAAACAGUUGAUUUACUGAAUUAUUCUUGAUUUACAUUACUGAUCAGUUAUUGGAUUCUGAAUCGUCUUGAUUGUAAAAUUCAAGACGAUGUAUGGUUCCUCGUUAGGGCAUUGGUCGUAAUCAACAGAAACUCAACACGUGUAUUUCAUUUAUAUUAAAAGCUACUGUUAUUAUAAUAAACGUUUACUGUGUUGUAUGUUUAUAAUCCCGAGUGACUUGGUUG
Messenger RNA from Cyclopterus lumpus (lumpfish), 1800 nucleotides. Its product is annotated as papilin-like. Gene Ontology annotation, molecular function: serine-type endopeptidase inhibitor activity. Bases 64 to 1260 code for a protein of 398 amino acids. The record is from RefSeq and is a predicted model, not a curated record. The transcript has 15 exons. NCBI's taxonomy places the organism in Eukaryota, Metazoa, Chordata, Actinopteri, Perciformes, Cyclopteridae.